GAUACGCCAGAAAAAGCAGCAGAGGCAAGGGCUAGCUGGAGGUUGAACCCCGCCUCCCCCAACUGGAAGGAGAGAGAUGAUUCAGUAAUAGACGAAAAGAUGAGGAGAGAAAACAGGGGAGACAGGAUAAAAAUCACGGUGAAAAUGCAAAACCAAAACCACAGCAAGGCCGAGAAAGGGACAGGUCAUAAAGGAGAAAAACACAGGAAAAGACACAAGAAAAUAAAGCAAGUGAGAUGAAUGGAGAUAUCUGGAAUUGAGAAAGUAGAAAAAGGAGAUAGAAAUGAGAGGGAGAAAAAAAGGGGAAGACAAGUUGGAAUUUAGAGAAGCCCAGCAUACUCUAUGCCCAACACACCACCCAGGAUGAUUGAUUUACCUCCUCACCCCAUUCUCAAUCCUUCUAUGUCUCCUUCUCUCCCAGAUAUUUCUCUCCUCCUGACCCCUGCCCGCAUUCCUAGCCCUUCCAAGUGGGAAAACCCUGCACCUGCGACGACGGUUGUGGGGAGCUUUGGGCCUGGUCUCUGCUGCCCCCAGGCGGUAAUUUUGGGUACUGCCAGAGGAAGAGGGAAGGCGCGGCGCCUGAAGCAGGCAAAGGAAGAGGCACAGAUGGAAGUGGAGCAAUACCGCAGAGAGAGAGAGCAGGAAUUCCAGAGCAAGCAGCAAGCAGCCAUGGGCUCCCAGGGGAACCUGUCCGCUGAGGUGGAGCAGGCUACAAGACGCCAGGUACAGGGCAUGCAGAGCUCCCAGCAAAGAAAUCGGGAACGUGUCCUGGCCCAGCUUCUUGGCAUGGUCUGCGACGUCAGGCCCCAGGUCCACCCCAACUACCGGAUUGCUGCCUAGAACCCACACCAGGUCCCUGGAGGGCCCGACUCCUCCUUCCAGUUCCCCCCUUCAAAGAAAUCCUCAAGAAUCACCUCCCACCAUGAUCCUUUUCACCUUCUCAUUCCAUAGAAAUUCUGGAAGCAAAUCCAAUAAUUCUCCUGUGAAAUCUAUAAAUAUCCUGCUCAGACCUGAAUCUCCAUGUUCUUAAUCCUUCACUGGGAACCUGUAAAUCCCAAGUCACCCUCACCCAACCCCUUUGUGACAGAAGAAGUAGGGAUGUGGAAACCACUCUGACUUCAGAGCCUGGUAGGCUUGGAUCCCUCUCCCAACCCUGCCACCUGCCAGCUGGGCAACCAGAACAUGCACCUUAAACUCCAGCUCCAGUGUCAUUUGCAAUACUGGAAUAACAGUAAUAAGGCCUACCUUGCAGGGUUGCUGCAAUGGUUAGGAACCAUUCUGUAAAGAACCUGGCAUGGUUUCUAGCAUGUAGUAGCUGCGAUUCAAUGACUGGCAACCUUGUGAUAUAAUUACCAUCCCCUGCCCACCUGCCAAAACCUAAACACAGCUGUUUCCUCAUUUCUGUCUGUGGUUUUCUAAUUCUACUCAUUUAUUCUGUGACCCUAGUGAUUCCAUGAGGAAUUGGUUCUUCCCACCUCUUUUCCCAGAGACCUUAUAAUCCUUGAAAAGAUGAAAUAAUGAUCUGAUUUAGCCUCUCUACGGAAGUGCCAGGAAGUUGUUUGCAUCUCUUAACCUCCCUUUUUGUCUCUCUUAAGUUGGUCUUUCUUUUUAUUGGAUUUCCGCAUUUUCCUAUUUUCCCAAAGACCUGAGAUCUAAAGUGAUGCUCUGUCCCCUUGUAUGCAUGGCCUUCCUUUCUACAUCUUCAACACCUUACUUUCCCUUUGUAACUAUGAAAAAAAGUGUCAAUAAAAUAAUUAUGGGCAAACCAAUUGGUGGGUC
Sus scrofa (pig) is the source of this 1779-nucleotide messenger RNA. NCBI's taxonomy places the organism in Eukaryota, Metazoa, Chordata, Mammalia, Artiodactyla, Suidae. The record is from RefSeq and is a predicted model, not a curated record.